This is a messenger RNA of Lotus japonicus, 1811 nucleotides long. Its product is annotated as B3 domain-containing protein REM16-like. Lineage: Eukaryota; Viridiplantae; Streptophyta; Magnoliopsida; Fabales; Fabaceae. Gene Ontology annotation, molecular function: DNA binding. The coding region runs from base 170 to 1579 and encodes 469 amino acids. The transcript has 4 exons. The record is from RefSeq and is a predicted model, not a curated record.
AAAACCCUUGAAUUGAAACCCCACUUUGCCUUGUGUUCUUUUGUCUACACAGACAACAAGAACAGCUUCUUCUCUGUUGUGUUCUGUGUUUCAUCCUCGUAGUUUAUGUUCUCUGUUUCCAUUUCACAUUUUGUGGUGGCUGUGUUGUUCCAUUGAGAAAAACACAACAAUGGCAGAUCAAAACUGUGGUGGCUGUAGAUCCUGGGUGGACGACAUUUACUGGUCCCAUUUCCAAUUCCUUCACUUUGCUCAAUUCCUCCGUGCUGAUUAUGAACAGAACCUUGCACUUCCCAAAACAUUUUCUGAUAAUUUAAAGAAGAAGCUGCCGGAAAAUGUGACCCUUAAAGGUCCUGGUGGGGUUGUGUGGAAUAUAGGACUGACAACCAAGGAAGAUACUUUGUACUUCAAGCACGGGUGGGAACAAUUUGUGAAAGACCACUCUUUGAAAGAGAAUGAUUUCCUAGUCUUUAAGUACAAUGGUGAAUCAGUGUUUGAUGUUCUGGUAUUUGAUGGGGAGAGCUUCUGUGAGAAGGCAGGUUCUUAUUUUGUUCGAAAAUGCGGGCAUGCUACUGCUGAAAAUGCUGGUGGUGGAUGUUCUAGCAAGAGAAGAGAUACUGAUAACUCUGGUGAAGAAGUUAACACUCCUUCCAAUGGGGGUGUUGAGUGUGUUUCUCCUGAGAAAUCUGAGCACAUUAACAGUAUAGGAGUGCCAUUUGCAGUUCCUAUUGAAAAUCCUAAUGAAAAGCCUUCAAAUGCUGGUGUUGAAUUUGCUUGCCCUGAGCAAUUUAUGGAGGACGUAGUCCCGGAUCGAAAUGCUGUUCCCUCCCAAGCUGUUCCUUCCCAAACUGUUCCCUCCCAAACUGUUACCUCCCAAACUGUUCCUUCCCAAACUGUUACCUCCCAAACUGUUCCUUCCCAAACUGUUCCCUCUGAAACUGAUCCCCCGCAAACUAUUGGUAAAAGGAUCAGGAAGCCUGUUUAUGCUGCUACGCCCACCCCGGCUAAGAAGAGAGGAAGACCACCAAAAACAUCUAGCUCUCACGAGAGAUCCAUUGAAUGGGUGACGGUGGAACUUGAACCUGAACCUGCUUCAGUGAGUAGAACUGGGACAAGUGAGUUAUAUACCUCAAACAGAAGGCCUGUCACAGAAAAUGAGAUUGAAAAUGCCCUCCACUUGGCCAGGGCAGCAUGUACCGACUUCAGUUGGCAUGUAGUUAUGCGACCUACUCAUGUAUACAAGAGAUUCUUCGUGUCAAUCCCUAACAAGUGGAUAUUGAACCAUAUUUCUCCGUCAUCGCAAGAUGUAAUACUGCGCUCAGGGAACGGUGAAUGGGUUGCCAGAUACAGCUACCAUGCUAUUCGCCACUCUGGAGGACUUACUAAUGGGUGGAAGCAUUUUGCCGUGGACAAUAACCUCGAAGAAUUUGAUGUUUGCGUGCUUACACCAGCUGGCAAGGUCAACAACACAUUGAUUGUAGACGUGAGCAUUUUUCGAGUGGUUGAGGAGUUUAUCCCUCUCACUGCAGUGAAUUCUCCGGGGAAGAGGAGGGGUAGGAAGUCAGUAGCCAGUAUUGCUUAGACAGAAGUUUAGGAGGGCAUUUCUGUUGUCUGAGUAAAGUGUCAUUGUUGGAAUGCAAUAUUGUAGAACUGUUUAGGGUCACAGACCAAGUUCCAUGGUUUGUUUGUAGAGUCUGGAUGUUGUCAUGUUGGAUUGUUUUAACUUUUCAAAUCUUCUAAGAGGGUACUUAAUUAACGACGUACAUCUCGACCUUUUAUUGUUAAAAUUUGAAAUGAUGGGCUACAUUUCCUCA